Blastomyces gilchristii SLH14081 is the source of this 1489-nucleotide messenger RNA. RefSeq lists its product as uncharacterized. The transcript has a single exon. The coding region runs from base 259 to 585 and encodes 108 amino acids. The record is from RefSeq and is a predicted model, not a curated record. Lineage: Eukaryota; Fungi; Ascomycota; Eurotiomycetes; Onygenales; Ajellomycetaceae.
AUUAAGUACCGUUAAAAUCCCGUCACCUUCGGGUGAAGCACGGCGGAGUCUAGUAGUAAGUAGUUGAUAAGAAAAUGAGGGAACUUUCCAGGAACGGAGUGCGCCGGUAAUGUCCAUUGGUUGGCUGGGCUGAGGAAGAAAACAUCCGGAGACUCGAGAGCGAAUUCGUUCGGCAACAACGGCUAACUACACAUCGCCGCGAAACCAUGUUUGAGAGGUUGUUGCCAGUUGGUGGAAGAGGGAGGGAGGGAGAACUGGAUGUAUCGCCGUCAGACAGUAGUAGUGAGUGGAGGCCAGCGAGAGAAGUUCACCCGAUCUCCUCCACUUUUCUUCCGUUGCUGGGUUGGAUCCCCUUUUUCGCCGUCAACCUUCGGGCUAUUUACUCCUAUCGGCAUGCAUCAUGAUACAUGUUGUGUUGCCUCGGGCAAAGAGCGGGUCUUGAAGCUUUGCAGCCUUUCCCAAGGUUCUGGCAGCUUUUUUCCCUCUCCUCUCGCGAUUGUGGACCCGCGCGGCUAUCUCCGCCAGCCGAGCCAAAUACCUGGUAACGUGCGCUGGCGUACUGUACCUAGUUACUGCGUAAGUUAGCGCGAUGCGUCCCGAUCGGAGAGCAUCGGAACCGGGGGGUGUCACACGUGAUAGCAGUCGGGAUAACACGGAGUUUGGGCCUCGGCUUCUUUGGGUUUUGAACUCCUGGGACAGAAAUAGUCACCUGACCGUCGCGAGCUGCGCGGUGACACCAAGCCACUUCGCGUCUUCCCUGCACUUGCUGGGGGGCAACUUUACUGUGUACGCCCGCCCCAUGCCCCAUGCCUGCCCCCAUGUCCUGAGUCGCGACGGUAGGUAGGGUAGGUAGGGGGAAGUGUGUGAUAUCAACACAUAAGGAAAGUCAACCUUGUCCAACUUCCAAGGAGCAUUUUUUUUUUAAUUGGAAUUUGCAGCGGAUUUCAGCUAGGGGUGAUUGGUGGUCAGUUCAUUGUUAUUAUUUUAUGACACAGCGUUGUUGGAAAUGUGAUACUCAGCCAGCAGGUUCUGCCGUCUGCUAAUAAAAUUACAGGCGAUAGCCUCAAAAUACAUUAUUAUUAUUAUAUAAACUGCUUCAAAAUGCUUCUCUCUUACUAAUUUUCAGGCUAUUUUUCCGAACAAACCGUUUACCAUAUGAUGAUGGAACAGCUCCGCUACGCCAGGCUCUUUUUACACUCCAGCAUGGGACUUCAAAACAGGAAUGAAUAUCAACUCAAUCCGUACGGAGUAGCCCUCAGGUGGCUUUGUAUGAGGUUUUAGGAGAUUUCACAUUACUACUCACCCCCGGGACUGCGAGGGCUAGGGCUGAAAUCUCUUGAUUUGUUUUUUCUUUUCUUUUUUUUAUCAGAAGUCCUGACUACUUCCCCGGACUUUAACUAUUAAUUAUUUUCUUUGUUUGCACCAGAUAAAAAAAGAAAGACUUUCACCUUUCCCCAGGGAAGGCAAGAAAAGAAAAGAAAAGAAAAGA